Microthlaspi erraticum is the source of this 963-nucleotide messenger RNA. The record is from the annotation of a GenBank genome assembly. Lineage: Eukaryota; Viridiplantae; Streptophyta; Magnoliopsida; Brassicales; Brassicaceae.
AUGGAUUUGGAUAGCAUGGACUGUACUUCAAUCAUGGAUGUGACAGAUGGUGAAGAGAUCCAACAAGAUCGCCAUUCUUACGCCUCCGUCUCGAAGCAUCACAGUAACAACAGCAACGCGAAUGCUGCUUCUGGGCUUCUUCCAACCACCACCAGUGUCCAUGAGCUUCUCGAAUGUCCCGUCUGCACCAAUUCCAUGUACCCUCCAAUUCACCAGUGUCACAAUGGGCAUACUCUAUGUUCAACCUGUAAAACCAGGGUUCACAAUCGGUGUCCAACUUGUAGACAAGAGCUCGGUGACAUCCGUUGUUUGGCACUGGAGAAAGUAGCGGAAUCACUAGAGCUACCUUGCAAAUACAUGUCGCUUGGAUGCCCUGAGAUCUUCCCUUACUACAGUAAGCUCAAACACGAGACUGUAUGUAACUUCAGGCCUUACAACUGUCCCUACGCCGGGUCAGAGUGUGCUGUUAUGGGUGAUAUCCCUUUCUUAGUUGCUCAUCUGAGGGAUGAUCAUAAGGUGGAUAUGCACUCUGGAUGCACUUUCAACCAUCGUUAUGUCAAGUCUAAUCCUCGUGAAGUCGAAAACGCCACAUGGAUGUUAACUGUCUUUCACUGCUUUGGUCAAUACUUCUGUCUUCACUUUGAGGCAUUCCAGCUUGGGAUGGCUCCGGUGUACAUGGCGUUUCUGCGUUUCAUGGGGGACGAGACAGAAGCUAGGAACUACAACUACAGUUUGGAAGUUGGAGGAUAUGGUAGGAAGCUGAUUUGGGAAGGAACGCCGAGAAGCGUGAGAGACAGCCACAGGAAAGUGAGAGACAGUCAUGAUGGACUAAUUAUACAGAGGAACAUGGCUCUCUUCUUCUCAGGUGGAGACAGGAAAGAGCUGAAGCUGAGAGUCACUGGAAGAAUCUGGAAAGAGCAGCAACAAAGUGGAGGAGGAGCUUGUAUCCCUAACUUGUCUUGA